UUGGGGUAAUAUCUAGUUAGUUAAAUACUAUAAAUUCUCCUUAAAUCCAAAUAUCAAUUCAAUUCAGCAAAAAUAAGUGAAAAUUGUAAUUAUGUGGGUUUUCGCCGACGUCAAUAAUGUUGGCUAAAUAUUUGAAUACUGUAGCAAUUAUGUGAGUCAUGGGAUGUAUUAAGAUUUGAAGUGAAAAGUCAUAGUUUGUUUAAAUUAUUAUUGUCCAAUUGAAAACAAUUAUAGGAGUGGAUGUGUUGACCGUAUUAUAUAAGAGUACUAAUAUGUAGCUAUAUAGCAAUAGCAAUAGCAAUAGCAGUAGCAUAGUGGUACACUAUUAGCACAUGCAUAAGUGAUAGUAAUAAAUAAAUAAAUAAAAUUGAUGACAUAAUAUUAUAUGCAAAAAGGCCGACAUGGGAUGUUGCAUCCGAGAGGAAUUCCACUAUCACAUAAAUUUGAGUGUGUAAGAAAUUGAGGUUGAAAACAGACUAGUCAAUCUCUCUCUCUCUCUAGAAUACUGAAGAAGAGAGGUAUGAACUACAAAUGAACACAUGUAAUUAGAUGGAUGCAGUUAGUCGGCAACUCCACCAUUAUACAUAGUAGUAGAUAUUAUAACUAAGACUUUUCAAAAAGGCUAUUCUAUAUAUAGAUAUCAAUCUACCCCUCUAAAUUUGAUCAUAAAUUCAUAUUCAUAUUCAUAUUCAUACAGGGGCGACCAGAGAACAUAUACAAGCAAGGAAGGAAGGAUGGGUUUGGAUGGUCGUGGCUUUCUUGUGGCCGUGCUCGUGGCGGCGGCCCUCGUCGGAAAAGCGUCUGCGGCUACCUAUAUUGUCGGAGACAGUCUAGGCUGGAGUAUUCCUAGCAGCCCCACCGACUACGCCACCUGGGCUAGUCGCCAUGUUUUUACAUCUGGAGAUGUUCUUGUGUUCAAUUUCAUAACAGGGCAGCACGAUGUAGCUGAAGUGAGUAAGGCAGCAUUUGAUAGUUGUAGCUCCACCGCCCCCUUGGUGCUCGCCACCGUUGGCCCAUGGAACACCACUCUCAACGCCACCGGAGAGCAUCACUACAUCUGUACAUUCGGCACUCAUUGCUCCUUGGGCCAAAAGCUGGCCAUCAAUGUCACUGCCGCCUCGUCUCCGUCUCCGUCACCGGCUCCUUCUCCCCCUGUGGUCCCCACCCCAGCCCCAGCCCCGGCCCCCGGUGUCGCCCCUACACCGCCGGGAUCACCGUCUCCGUCACCAACACCAACACCAACACCAACACCAGCGCCAACGCCGGGAUCACCGUCUUCAUCACCCUCACCAACGCCGGGAUCACCGUCUUCAACACCCGGUGGAAGUCCAUCACCGGGGACUCCAGGAGCGGCUCCUAGUACACCGGAGGGCCCGCCUGCGCCCCCGUCUCCUGGCUCCUCCGCCACGAUUGCGACUAUGAGUGCUACCUCGGUGGUAUUUGCCUGGGUUGCCUUGGGCCUCAUCAUGUAGACAGACUUGUCGUUUGUAUUAUUUGGUGUCGCUUUAUGUAUACCUGUUAGAUUUGGGCGUUUCUGGUGAUGUUUAUGAAUUAUGAGAGUAGUUCACGUGGAUAGGACCAUUGUUUGGAUUUCAUUUAUCUGGCAUUGAGAGCCAUGUUUGUGUAUGUUUUCAUUGUGUAGUUAAUAAAUUUCAUUGGUUUUUCUCGUGUAAA
Molecule: messenger RNA, 1674 nt
Organism: Salvia miltiorrhiza (redroot sage)
Lineage: Eukaryota; Viridiplantae; Streptophyta; Magnoliopsida; Lamiales; Lamiaceae
Product: cucumber peeling cupredoxin-like
Exons: 2
Coding region: 735-1472 (245 amino acids)
Cellular component (GO): plasma membrane
Molecular function (GO): electron transfer activity
Source: RefSeq, a predicted model, not a curated record